UCCCGCGGAACUUCAUCUCCUCCAGUCCGGACGGAACAAGACGCUCGAGCGUCGCUUCCCGGGCUUCAAGCGUUGCCGGUCCGUCCGGCCCGGAGGUCCGCCGGAACACCAGCGAGACAAAGGUUCCGCCCCCGCUGCCUGCGACUCCGCCAGCGAGUCAGGAGUCGCACAGCCUGUUGAGCGCGAACACAGCGUCCCGCCUGAAGACCUCAGACACACGAACACGGUCGAUACACGACCCAAGAGAAUUGGACCUCCGUCGCCGCCAGGUGGCCACUGUCGGAACUACAGUUUUUUUUUCCUUUUUCGAGGACGCGUUCGGGUGCGCGCACACGCGUCUCCGUGAACGAGGCCGGAGAACAAAGGACGAAGUCUUCGGCGCAAGUCGCGCGCGCGACUUUUCGUUUCUCCCGCGAGAGUGACGGACAAGCACGUUCCUGCGGAGGACUUCACCACACGAGCGCGCGCGAGUGGAGGUUCCUGAGGGCGAACUCCUCUUCAUCAUCAGCUGCUCUUCCUCUUCCUCACCGACUCCCCGGCGUUUAACCUUAGAUUCCCACACUUGGAUUUCAGCAUCUGCUCGGGACGCUCCACGGCUGGGAUCCUUCCCGAGGAGCGGCAGGACGUGUCCCUGGUGCCGCUCCAGUCGCGACUUGUGGAAGCCUCCAGGACCAUCAGCAGACGAGGCCAGAGCUUCUCCUCCUCCUCCCUGUCCAGGCGCCGGAGCAUGUCCCCGGCGCAGCUGCGGCUCAGGAGCUCCCGGAGGGUCAGAGGGAAGAUGUGGGGUCCGUCGGCGGUCGCUGAGCGGGUCACGCGGCCACAUUAGUGGUGCUGGAAUGCAGCCUGGGGGGGCCCCAGCAUGGAGGGCCCGCUGCUCAGCUCUCCUGCGCUGGCUGAGCCUCCGGCUCUGCUCCCGCCGGGGGACCCUGCUCUUCCUGCUGCUCUGGCUGGGCUCCUGGCUGCUGCUCAACGGGCUGGUUCUGGUGCGUCGGAACAUUCUGUCAGACUUUUGCACCGAUGACGGGAGCAAGAAGAUCCUGGAGCAGCUGUGCGCAGACUUUGGGGCGGGCUCUGUGUCGGGCGACAUGUGUCUGGACCUCUGCGUGCGGCGCCAGGUCCACUACCAGCAGUGCCUAUACUACCAGAGCGGGAAGAAGGUGAUGGCGGCUCGCUGGCGAGGUCGUCCCGUCGUCCUCAAGUCCAAGCUGGAGAACUUCUCCUCCUACCAGCCGCUGGCACUGCUGGACUACCAGGUGCGGGACGCUGCCUCUGGGAGGCUCGGCCCACGCGCCAACAGCUCUUCCCCCUCUCUCUCGGCAGGACGCCGCAGAAGACCUGUCGCCGGUGGAAGUCAUGUUCUAUGCCACUCUGGAGGUAGCAACCCUGGCACCUGCCCCCUGGUUGGUGGUGCCACUCAGGCCGUGCUUCUCCCGCAGGUGCGGAACUCCCUGGGUCUCGGCGCCAGCCUGGAGAACCCUGGGAACCUCAGCUCGCUGGCCCAACUGUGGGGGGCGGAGCCAAGCAACAGGGAGAGGAUGUACUCGAGGGCGGAGCUGGCGUCGCUGUGGUCCCUGCUGCAGCAGGAGGAGUACACCUUCCUCAGCCUCUGCUCCAGAGUCCUUCAGGACCUGAGCGUCCACGUGCCCCGGGUGCUGGGCUCCUGCGGCCACUUCUACGCCGUGGAGUUCCUCUCGGCCGGACGCGCCUGGGACCAGAACCUCUUCUCUCUGGAGGAGUCGGGCGUGUCGGGGCAGCAGGGCAGGUGGCGCAUCGCCCUGAGCUUCCUCCACAUGGUGUCGCACUUUGACCUGGACUUUGCCCAUAAGCUUCACCUGUGUGACGUUAAACCCGAGAACUUCGCCGUCCGGAGCGAUCUGACGGUGGUAGCCAUCGACGUGGACAUGGCCUUCUUUGAGCCAAAGAUGUCCGACAUCCUGGAGCAGAACUGCAGCACUGACGACGACUGCAAUUUCUUCGACUGCUCGUCCCGCUGCGACGCAACCACGGGCCACUGCAGCGCCAGGCGCCGGAACUCCAACCUGCAGGCAAACUCUUGUUUGUGUGUGUGCGUGACGCGGGGCCGAGGCCGGAGCCUCCCACUCACCCUCCUCCGCCUCCCUCAGGUCGUCUGCGAGAAGAUCUUCCGACCGUGGUUCUCUCCGACGCUGCUGGGAGCCAAGGCAGGACUCCCCCUGCAGGUGGAGCUGCAGAGAGCUGUGCAGGAAUGUGCCAAGACUGAGGGAGGAGCAGCAGGAGACGUCCACCAGCGCCUCCUGCACGUCCUCACUGGACUCCUGAAAGAGGGAGGGGCGUCUGAGGAAGGGGGGCGGGGCCUCGGGUGAGAGUGGGCUUGGCUCACAGAGACACACGCGCGGAGUGAGGACAGCCAUUAAAGGUUGUUUCGACCCCGAGCUGAGCCGCGUCUUCAGUCCCACACACUCGCAGGCGCCUGGCUCGGUUCCCGCAGGAACAAAGGCGUCUUUGAGAGAGGGACCAGCCUCCAGCAGCCGGAGGCUCAGGACGGAAGCAGAGCCCAGCCCAGUUCUCCUGCUGGGCUCUGCUUCCGUCCGGAUCUGGACCAUGGAAAGCUCGGCGCCACUUGGUUCUGAACAACUUUUAUUUUCUACCAUCCGAACGAGGGAACGCAGCUGCAGCGGAACGUGAGGAAGCACUGCCACGGUCUCGUGCCCGGCAGCUGGUCAGCGGCGCCGAGCCGGACGCCACACCUGGACCUCGGCUCCAAUCCCGGCAUCCUCUCCACAUCCACCUGGUCUCUGUCGGAUCUCUGAGCCCAGCUGAGACGGAGACCGAGACGCUGAUGUCCCAGCACAUACAUGGAUCCCCCAAGGGCCCCGGGCCCGCUCACCUGACUCGGAGCGCCGCCCCCCUGGGCAGCUCCUCCCACCGUGCCAGGCACCAGAGGUGUGUCCCUCCUGCAGACACACGCAGGUCACCACAGCGUCACUGGAGGUUCUCUGGGGUUCAGCCUGACCUGCCGGGGGGGGGAUACGGGUCACGGCGUCUCCUGCUGGACCUCAUGGCUGAGGAGCCAGGCUUCUCCACCACGCUGGGCUGGGAGGAGCCGGGUGUGAGGGCAGGGGCCCAGAGGAAGGAAGGUCUGCCAGCAGCAGGUGGAGGACACGGCCGCUUGCUUCUGAAGAUCGGCGCCAACCUGGAGCCAGAGGGAG
Molecule: messenger RNA, 3188 nt
Organism: Synchiropus splendidus (mandarinfish)
Lineage: Eukaryota; Metazoa; Chordata; Actinopteri; Syngnathiformes; Callionymidae
Gene: dipk1c
Product: divergent protein kinase domain 1C
Exons: 6
Coding region: 837-2342 (501 amino acids)
Source: RefSeq, a predicted model, not a curated record